CACUCAAUCCAAAGAUUCAUUAAGAGAAUUAAAUGCCAAGCUCUUAGUUGAGAUUUGUGAGCUUAGAAAGAAGGUUGCUGAGGAUGAGGUUGAGAAAACGAAACUAAAACAGAAGCUUAAGGCCAGAACUAAUGAGCUGGAGGAAACUAUAUUACAUUAUUCAGUUGAAAUUGGCAAACUUAACGCCAUAAUUGUGGAACUAGAGAAAAAUAAGACAGUUAUAGCUAAACUCGAGUCUGAAAAUGCAGAGUUUAGAGAUAGGAUCACAAAAGUGGAGCAGAGACAGAUGCUAAGUGAUAAUGUUUCUAAGGUAACCAAUUCUUCCAAUAACAGCUCGUCUAACUUCAAUUUGCUUGCAGAUCAGUUACCUAUGGAAAUGGAUACUUCAUUACCUGAAGAAUUGAUACCAGAAGAGUUACCAGAGCCAGCUAAAAAUAAUGAUGAUGACAUUGAGUUCACUAAAAGUCAGGUUGUAGAGCAAGAAUUAACAAAGGAAUUGCUCAGUGGUAUCAUCUCUGCUCUAUCAAUCUCUUUUGAGACUACAGAACAGAUACCUUCG
Racocetra persica is the source of this 559-nucleotide messenger RNA. NCBI's taxonomy places the organism in Eukaryota, Fungi, Glomeromycota, Glomeromycetes, Diversisporales, Gigasporaceae. The record is from the annotation of a GenBank genome assembly.